CAAAUCGGACAGAGGCUGCGCGUGACUAAUUACUGAACGUUACAGGUACUUUGCUGUUAGCACUGGCUAGCGUUAGCCUACUACAUAGUUAACUGUCAGGUUAGCUUUGUGCGUAGCUUGUCAAAAGUUUCUUUUAAGAUGCUUUGAAGAAUAUUCUCUAUUCACUAGCGUCAUUUUAAACACAACUAACUAAAGUUAUUACAGCCGCUAAUUGAGGAGGAGGAAGUAAGCUAAGAGAGGGGUCUGAGAGACGAUGCAAGAUCAAAGGUGUGACGGGGAAAGCUGUAUGAUCUGGGUGGUGAGGAGGACAGAAUUUGGCUUAGAAGAGGCGAACUGAAUGUCUGUGGACAACAGAAAGAGGUCAGCAUGUUCCUCCAACUCUGGAAACUUGGUUUACUGGUCCUCCUCAUUUCCACGGCAACCAGCAAGGGUCCUGAUUGUGGAGGCACUGCCACCCUGGUGGUCAGAGACCUGUGCAGUGCUCUGUGAUGCUCUGGAUAACUUCCUGUCCCUGGCCUGUAGUCUGGAUGGUCCCUGUAGGAUCCCACUACUCAGUCUGUAUGCCAUCAGCAGGCAACAGGAAUGUCUACUGCCAUUUGUGCAGGUUCGUGCUAACCUGGCCAGGCUGCGUUCCUGUGUCGAAGAGCUGAGGUCUAUUCCAGGUGAAGGUUGUAUCAGAGGAGCAGCCAGAGGAGGUGAGCUGCUGCGACAGGCGGUGCUGGACAGUCUGCAGCAGUUCAAACAGUACAUCAGACAUACCUGUACAGGAAACCAGUCCGGCAAUAACACAUCUGUGGAGGUUACUGUGGUGACCAGUCAGCCGGGGCGUGGCAUCGUUCACCAGUUGGAGAUGGGGCUCAAAGAUGCUGACCUAGUGUCACUGAAGCGGCUCCUGGUGGUACAGAUUUAUAGUGCAGCAGACUGGAGCCAAGACAACCCGUCACCUGUGGUCACUCACGCUGAGACUGAAGACUCUCUGUUGUUGGGAACGGAGGUCGACCUGCAGCAGGUGGAAAACAGUGUGUUCGCCAUGGAGAUGGUGUUGAAGGCGUGGCUUCAAGAGCAGGGAGGAGACAGGGAGCACCUCCACCUCCUGCUGCCGAGCCCACUGGACAGUCUUAUUCCAGUGUGUGUGAAGUGUGACAUGCAGGAGCGUCUGAUAAGCCCCGCCCUCAUCCCCUUGAACCCCAACCUGGGUGUGAAGACCGAGAGCGUCUGGGACUUCUUGCCUGUCACUAAGGGAUCAGCUAGUCAGAGCCAGCUGCCACAGAGACUGAAAGCAAUCAAGACUCUGCGCGCAGACGGAGUGUGUGAGAGUGUGUUAUACGGCCUGCCGCUGGUGAUCCGCCCCACCACCUGCUGGCAGCUGGACUGGGAUGAAAUGGAGACUAACCACAACCUGUUCCACGCUCUCUGCCACACACUCAGGAGUCGUGACCUAUUCCUGCUGCUGCAGGUGGAGCCUGCACAGAGGUGUACAGCUGGAGGCUCAGGUGUGGUUUCUCACUACGUCCUCCAGCCCUCCCCGUCUCUUUCCCUCCUUCUGAAGCCAGUGGUCUCUAGAGAGUUGCUGCUGCCCUGCUCACUGCCCGUCUCGACUCACGACCCUGCACCUGAUGCUAUGCAGGCCAUGCAGGCUUGUCUCACUCAGCUGGAUGAGGAGCUUGUGUACAAUCCUCUCUGUCUGAGCAGUAAUCUGUACCAGCACCUGAGGAGUAGAGGCCUGCUCUCACAGCCACGAUACCCAUACAGGGUGCAGCCAUCAGCUGCUCGCAGAAAUCAGUCUCAACCAGUAGAGGGCCCUAAAAGCACGGGCAGCAGACAGCCGCGGCAGGUAAAGCCACAAAACCAGGGUCGCCAACUGGGAGCCAACAGCAAGGUCAGGGCCACUGUGGCUCCCUUCCCUUCAUCCUCCUCCCACUCAUCCUCCUCCCUCGGACCUCCUCCUGCUAAGGCCUCUCGUCCAGCUCUGACGCUCCUCAGCAGCAGCGGCGGUGGAAGAAGCCGCCAGGCUUCGGCCCCUACUCUGCAGGAGGAAGACAAUGAUGAUGUCUUCAUGAUAAUACAGUAAGACCACCGCAGGGCGAGUGGAGGACAGUGGGCCGAGAGAGCAAAACAGUGACAUGGAAGUGACAAAGAGAGAGUCGACAAGUCAUUUGACACACACUCACUUUGAAAUCCCUCCUGAAACUGUCUCUUCAAAGAGCUUUACAGUGACAGACACAUUAGGUCUCCCUUUUAAAGUUUAUGGGUAAUUAAGCAGCUCAUCAAGGCUUUAAAGUCUUUGUAAAGACACACUAAUUUGCACAUUAACAUACACAGUACACACACCACUCUGUGCUACACUCUGGGUGGUUACAGCUUCUUUUGAUAGCUUUUAAUUCGUCUCUAUUUAUUCUCACCACACGAACACAAAUAAAUAGAACCAUUUUAACAAGCCUGUCUAUGCAGGCAUGAGCGGGUGAGAAAGGAAAGUUGCGACCCUGCCCUCUACAGUUCACUGAGGCAGCAAAACUUCAAAAUCACACACUGUCAAGAUGAAAAGAAGGGAAACAGCAGGACAAUGGAAGCCUGGAAGAGUCAAAAAAUGGAGGGAAGGAAGAGGAAGUUAUAAGAAACGACAAAAAAAAGAGCAAAAGGUGGGUGGUGUGGGAGAUCAGAGGGAGAUUAAAGGAUGUAUAAAAAGCCUUGACUGAGUCAGAGAAGAGAAACCAGUUGUAAAAUGAUAAUUCAGGCAUAAUGAAGCAGACAUACUGCAGCUUUUGUACUAAAGUGACUUAUAGACAAACUCACACAUAUGCACAUUCCAUUUCCAUUUUGCCCUUAAGCCCCGGCGUGAACACAGCUUCACUGUUUUAAUGAGACAGAGAAUAGAGCAGCAGACAGAGGGGCCUCUCUGCUCUCCUUCACCCCCACAGCCGGCUCUCUCUCCGGGGGUUGAAAGGCAGCGCGAGUGAGUCGGGUGGCUGAUGGAAGGAGAACAGAGACAAAAGAAAAACUGAAGUAUUUGAUUUGAUAUAAAGAAAUGACAUCACUGUUAGAUUCCUGCACACAUCAACGCGCAUUUAAGCAAUGAUUCACGCUCACGCGUACGUACUGGUCAGUUACACACGUCCAUCGUCACUAUUAUUAAUUUAUUCCUCGUCAAGGAGCUUUGUCAUCCACACACAGUCACACACAGGCUUAAUCAGUCUCCCGCCAUUCCACCCCCUUGUUGAACCUUAUAACAUUGUAGGGACGACCCAGUGGCAAAUGUCUUCAUGACGCUGUGAUGUCACAGGACUUCCGCAUUCAUGAAUUACACCCACAACGAUCCUUUUGUCCCCAGAGAGAAUUUGACUACCCGUUGACAUUCAACCCACUUCUGUCUCUCUCUCUCUCUCUCUCUCUCUCUGUACUCUCUCUUCUCGCUUUCUCUCAGUACUGCUCUUUGAAUCCUCACAAACUCAGAGAAGUCGAGUCAACGUGUGUGAAUUUCAUAAAUUUGUUCAAAUAGCACAACAGCAGCCUCUCUGUCCUCAAAAAGGUCAAAAGGCCAUUGCCAAAGUUCCCCUGUUUGACCCGGACAACAUCAGCCACUCGCCUCAUUAAAUUUCAUAACUGUAAGCGAUAACUGGGGCAUGACGAAGAGUCAACCAGCGUCCCUGUUUCAUCGUUGACUUUAGCAGAAACCGCCCCGUUAGUCAGGAGGUACUUCAGGUUUUGGCAGGAUUUGGAACCUUCGCAGUUGUUCUUGGCAAAAAAGUUCUUUGUUCAUUGUUAUUUUUGAUUCCACCACACAAACAUCCUCAUCUCAUAGUGUUCAGUUUGUAAUGUUCCCAUUCAGCUUACAUGUUGUGAUUGGUUUUAAUGCAUCGUCUGAGCUACAAAGUAAACUGCCAUGGAUUGAUGCCAUUUGUUCCCUCUGUUAGUUAGAUAUUUCAGCAUUCUUUUCAGGCUGUUGUAAGAUCUGCAUAUUGAUAUUUAUACAGUUUAUAUUUAUUGACCUCAUAGAUUCGUAUUGUACGAACUUCAAUUUUAAUAAACUAUCCCAAAAUAA
Messenger RNA from Acanthopagrus latus (yellowfin seabream), 4039 nucleotides. RefSeq names its product meiosis 1 associated protein. The coding region runs from base 338 to 2071 and encodes 577 amino acids. NCBI's taxonomy places the organism in Eukaryota, Metazoa, Chordata, Actinopteri, Spariformes, Sparidae. The transcript has 13 exons. The record is from RefSeq and is a predicted model, not a curated record. Gene Ontology annotation, biological process: meiosis I; male meiosis chromosome separation; spermatogenesis.